This is a messenger RNA of Papaver somniferum (opium poppy), 1231 nucleotides long. Its product is annotated as purine permease 3-like. The coding region runs from base 14 to 1138 and encodes 374 amino acids. The transcript has 2 exons. Gene Ontology annotation, molecular function: purine nucleoside transmembrane transporter activity. Gene Ontology annotation, cellular component: membrane. The record is from RefSeq and is a predicted model, not a curated record. Lineage: Eukaryota; Viridiplantae; Streptophyta; Magnoliopsida; Ranunculales; Papaveraceae.
GGCAGCACCAAACAUGGCUAUGAACAUUGAUAGAAUUGAAGAAGGAGAUCUGACUGAAGAAGACAAUCAUAAUCAAGAGGAGGAAUCUUCAAAGAUCAAGUCUCAGAAGCUAAUGAAAUGGGGAUUACUCUUAUUACUAAGCUGCAUAUGUAGUUUUAUUGGAGUCACAGGAGGACCUUUACUACUUAGACUCUACUUCUUACAUGGUGGUAGCAGAAAAUGGUUAUCUGGUUGGUUGCAAAUGGCUGGGUUUCCUAUACUAUUCAUCCCACUCACGGUCCUUUAUGCUAAACGCGAUCGAAGUCUACCUAAUAUCGAGUUUUUUGCUUCUCGGAAGCUUUUGUUCUAUGCUUCUCUGAUAGGCCUAGUUCAAGGGAUAGACAUUUUUAUGUAUUGUUAUGGUUUAUCUUUCCUUCCUGUAACUACAUCAUCUCUCCUUUUUACUACUCAACUCGCCUCCACAUCCUUCAUUUCAUUUGUUUGGGUUAAGCAGAAGUUCACUCCCUACACGAUAAAUGCGAUUGUAGUAAUAAUAAUGGGUUCGAUACUACUGGGUAUACAGAGGGCUGGUGAUCGUCCUCCUGGUGUUACGAAUUCGCAGUACUUGUUGGGUUUCUUUAUAAGCAUAGCUGCUGCUGCAAUUUUAGGGUUCAUUCUAGUGAGCACCCAAGUUGCUUAUGCUAAGGCCAAUCAAGGCAUGACCUAUACUAUUGUGUUGCAGUUUCAAGCUUGUUUGGCCUUCUUUGCUACACUCAUUUGCACAAUUGGGAGUCUCAUAAACAAGGAUUUCUCAGAAAUGCAACGAGAAGCGGGCGAUUUUGACUUGGGAGCGAAAACAUACUACUUGGUGUUAGCUUCAAAUAUGGUAGUUUGGCAGCUAAUGUUCACUGGGAGAGUUGGGAUUAUAUUUUGCACGUCCUCUCUCUUUGCAGGAGUCAUGAGCGCGGCUUUGCUUCCUAUCUCACAGAUUGCAGCGGUGAUAACAUUCCACGAAAAUUUCACUGGAGAAAAGGGGAUUGCCUUGGCUUUAGCACUUUGGGGCUUCACUUCUUACUUCUAUGGUUCCUACAAGAACACAAAAACGCGAAGUCGGAAACCCCAUGAAGCAACAGAAAGAGCUAAGCAACCCACAAAAUAAGUAUCUCCAAAUUAAUGAUUGUAACAAUAUCGUGAUUCUGUGAACACAGAUACUCAUAUGUACUAGGGGUCAGAAAGAAACAGCGUUUUGAAC